Molecule: messenger RNA, 1521 nt
Organism: Trematomus bernacchii (emerald rockcod)
Lineage: Eukaryota; Metazoa; Chordata; Actinopteri; Perciformes; Nototheniidae
Gene: slc35f6
Product: solute carrier family 35 member F6
Exons: 6
Coding region: 147-1304 (385 amino acids)
Biological process (GO): transmembrane transport
Cellular component (GO): membrane; intracellular membrane-bounded organelle
Molecular function (GO): transmembrane transporter activity
Source: RefSeq, a predicted model, not a curated record
GGGUGCGGUCAGCUGACUGUGGUCAUGUGGCGUUUAAAGUCAGAGGAGAUCCCACGGAGAAUUGAGUGAACAACAACCGGGGUUCCUUCAAACAAACAAACAACAGCUCGGCGUUCCCGGUGUGUUUGUCCCGCUCACACUGCAUCAUGGCCUGGACUAAAUACCAGCUGUUCCUCGCCGGACUUAUGCUAACAACCGGCUCUCUCAACACAUUAUCGGCAAAAUGGGCGGACAUGUUCUCAGCGAAGGGAUGCCAUGAUGACCCCGAACAUGCUUUUGCUCACCCGUUUGUUCAGGCGGUGGGAAUGUUUAUGGGGGAGUUCAGCUGUCUCGCCGUCUUCUACAUUUUACUCUGCACUGACAGACGUAGACCCGAGCCCCGGAUGAACCCCGGCCAGAGCUUCAACCCUCUGCUCUUCUUCGCCCCCGCCAUGUGUGACAUGACGGCCACCUCCAUCAUGUAUGUUGCUCUCAACAUGACCAGCGCCUCCAGCUUCCAGAUGCUGCGGGGAGCCGUCAUCAUCUUCACCGGCCUGCUCUCCGUGACGUUCCUGGGCCGACGACUGCAGAAGAGCCAGUGGCUCGGCAUCCUCACCACCAUCGUGGGCCUCAUCAUCGUCGGCCUCGCUGACUUCUUCAGCAAACACAAAGACGACACGCACAAACUCAGCGACGUCAUCACAGGAGAUCUUCUGAUCAUCAUGGCGCAGGUCAUCGUUUCAGUGCAGAUGGUUCUGGAGGAAAAGUUUGUCUACAAACACGACGUCCAUCCUCUCAAAGCUGUUGGGACUGAGGGUUUCUUCGGGUUUGUCGUCCUGUCGCUGCUUCUCAUCCCGAUGUAUUUCAUCCACGUGGGAAACUUCAGCGACAACCCUCGGCAGGUCCUGGAGGACGCGCUGGACGCCUUCUGUCAGAUCGGCCACGAGCCUCUCAUCCUGCUGGCUCUGCUGGGCAACACCGUCAGCAUCGCCUUCUUCAACUUCGCCGGCAUCAGCGUCACCAAGGAGAUCAGCGCCACCACGCGCAUGGUGCUGGACAGCCUGCGCACGCUGGUCAUCUGGGUGGUGAGCCUGGCGCUGGGCUGGGAGCAGUUCCACGGCCUGCAGGUGGUGGGCUUCCUGGUGCUGCUGGUGGGCACGGCGCUCUACAACGGGCUGCACCGCCCCCUGCUGGCCAGGAUACCCUGCUGCGCCCAUCUGGUGGCCACCGAGGAGGAGGAGGAGGAGGAGGAGGGGAGGGACAGCCCGGGGGAGAGGGAGAGACUGCUGGGGGACGGCAGGGUGCAGACCCCGGACGAGAGCUAAAACAAGACGACACUCUGUGGAGGACUCUGUCAGGGAUAGUCUGUUUUUUAAAUAUGUUCCUUUCUCAGAUUUGACACAAUAUGGUAUAACAUCUGGGAGUGGGCAAGCUCUUUAAGAGGACACACGGGUAGUUGGUUAGACCCUCCAGAAAAACGCGGGCUAAAAUCCUUGAUUAUGCGGGCUAAAAUCCUUGAUUAUGCGGGCUAAAAUCCUUGAU